Molecule: messenger RNA, 555 nt
Organism: Pseudopodoces humilis (Tibetan ground-tit)
Lineage: Eukaryota; Metazoa; Chordata; Aves; Passeriformes; Paridae
Source: RefSeq, a predicted model, not a curated record
CGAGCCGCCGGGGCCACCAUGGGCUCCCUGGGGCGCUGCCUGGCCCGGAACCUCCCCGGGCUCCGCUGCUAUGGCUCCGUGACUCUCGGUGGUCGCGCAGCCCCCCCGGCUCUGCAGGAGAAGACACUUCUGCUGGCCAAGCCGGACGCGCUGCAGCGGCGGCUGCUGGGGGACAUCAUCCAGCGCUUCGAGCGCCGCGGCUUCCAGCUGGUGGCCGUGAAACUGCUCCAGGUGGACCGGAGGCUCGUGGACCGGCACUACGAGCAGCUGCGGCUGAAGCCCUUCUACCCCGCGCUCGUCGCCUACAUGACCUCGGGGCCGGUGGUGGCCAUGGUGUGGGAGGGUUACGAUGUGGUGCGGUGCGCCCGGGCCAUGGUUGGGGACAGCAGCGCCGUGGGGACCAUCCGGGGGGACCUCAGCGUGCACAUCACCAGGAACGUGGUCCACGCCAGUGACUCCGUGGAGAUGGCCCAGCGGGAGAUCGGCUUCUGGUUCCAGCGGGACGAGCUGGUGGCCUGGGACAGCUGGGACAGGGACAGCAUCUACGGGCUCUAG